UCGCUGGCUAGGAAGCGGGCACUACGUCAGCUCAGUAACAUUUUCAAAUCACGUCCUCGUUACGCGUAAUCGCAUCGCGGCCCGCGUCCACUUAUGCCGUGGGUAAAUCUCACAUGCAACCCAAUCCGCCGCCAUCCCGUCGCAUUUCCGGGCCACCGUAUUCCAAAUCGUGACGUUACCCACUCGCGAACUCGCGUGCGCUCGUUUUCCGGCGCACCGUUCCCUAACUAACCGUCAACGACUUACGCUGGAGGCCAAUAAUAUUAAUAGCAGUCUGCGAUUAGAGUCCGUGUUCUGUAGUCAGCUUUCCUCAGACAUUCGGGAUCUAUCGCUACGGGUGUGGAUACGAGCGGGGUGUUACACGGGCGACUUAAGCGCGAGAUAAUGUGCCUGACUCAUAACAGCUAAUUUACUGAAUAAAUCAGAGCCCUAGGAUUCUAGGAACCCCCCAGAGCAGCUCUCUCGUCCAAAGCGACCGGCCGCCAGAGCGUUCGUUGCGGCGUGCAUUGCUGUGUUCGUUGCGGCGUGCAUUGCGGGCGCUGUCAUCCCAAGAUGGCAUCCUCGCGUACCACCACGAAACUGCCGCUGCUGCCGCCGCCGCAGCUGUCGCAACUGCCGCUGCUGCUGCUGCUGCUGCUGCUGCUGCUAUCGGCGGUUGCUCUGCCAGGCCACGCCUACUAUCCGUCGAAUCGCAUACACUUCGGCGGUCGCUUUAGGUUCAAGCCCUUGGCCAGUAGCUCGAACCCGCCGCCCACGCUGAUGAGCGCCACGGCGUGCAUCUACAACCCCAGCUCGAAGAAGUUCACGCGGACCACCAUCAACCCCAUGUUCCGCACGCUCACGACGAUGGACGCGUGGGCGCCGGCGCAGGGGCAGCGCGGGAUGAACGGCAACUGCCAGUUCCUGCUCACGUCCACGUGCGGCAUAUCGUCCACCAAGCCAAACCGCUGCAACGACGGCAAUCCGUGCACGGAGGACGUGUGCGUGUGGCGCGGCAAUCGCUCCGCCGCCGUGUCCGGCUGCGUGCCGUGGCCGGCCUGCCACUUCGCGCCCGCCGUCUGCACCAAUACGCCCAUCCCCUCCUGCGCGCCUCCUCCGCCGCCACCUAAGAAGUCCCCCAAACCGCCCAAAUCUCCGCCUCCCCCCAAGUCGCCAAAACCGCCCAAGAGCCCCCCCGGAUCGCAGUACCCCUCCCCUCCGCCCAGCCCUCCGCUUCCACCUCCCUCCCCUCCCCCUCCAUCUCCCCCCCCUUCCCCGCCAUCUCCGCCCCCUUCCCCCCCGUCUCCUCCAUCCCCUCCUCCGUCGCCUCCCCCUCCCCCCUCCCCCCCAUCUCCCCCAUCGCCCCCGUCACCUCCCCCUUCCCCUCCGCCCCCCGCGGGUCUCUUCAGCGCGCUAUCCUACGGGGCGAAGGGGAACGGCGCGAACAACGACGCGGGGGGGAUCGUGGCGGCGUUUAAGGCGGCGUGCAGCUACGCGGCGGCGACCAGCUCGCGCGCGACGGUGCUGCUGCCGGGGGGCUACACUUUCCUGCUGUCGUCCGCCAUCCGGCUCGAGGGGCCGUGCGGGGUCAGCAGCAGCGGCGCUGCCAUAACCAUCCAGAUCGACGGCACGCUGGCGGCAAACCCCAUUCCCGAGGCCAUCAGCUACAGCGUGGACGCCAUCGUGUACCUCAACCGCCUGGACGGGCUGCGCCUUGUGGGCGUGGGCACGGUGGACGGGCAGGCCGCCACGUGGUGGAGCCGGUUCCGCGCCGGCAAAAGCACGGACCGCCCGGACCUGCUGUACAUCCAGCGCUGCAACAACCUUGAGAUCGCCGGGCUCACGAUCAAGAACCCCCCCAUGUUCCAUGUGAGCAUAAAGGACCUGGUGGGGCUGUGGAUCCACCAUGUGACCACGGACAGCCCAUACAACAGCCCCAACACCGACUCCAUCCACCUCACCCGCAUCCAAUACGGGCUCAUCGAACACUGCUCCAUCCAUGGCGGCGACGACAACAUAUCCAUCAAGGACGGCGUGCACCACCUGCUCAUCCGCAACGUGCUCUGCACGGCAGGCCACGGCAUCAGCAUCGGCAGCCUCGGCAUCGGGGGGGUUCUCAACUGCGUCUCCAACAUCACCGUCCAAAACAGCGUGCUCAUGUCUCUUUCCAACGGGCUCCGCAUCAAGACGUACCAGGGGGGGCAGGGCGCGGUGUGGAACAUUCGCUACGAGAACGUGACUAUAGCGGAUUGCUCCAAUUCCGUUAUAAUCACGCAGUACUACUGUGAUAAGAACAACGUUGGGCCGGAGGGGUGCACCAUCAAGCCGGCAGCACUGGGACUCUUCAACAUCUCUCUCACAAACGUUACCGGGUACACCAACGGCACUACAGGGAUCAAUUUCAACUGCAGCGACAGCGUGCCGUGCCAGCAUAUCAGCCUCCAAGAUAUCGCUAUUACGUCCUCUCGCGGCCGCAUUCUACUCCCCAACUACCGGAGCGCGUAUGGGACAGCCACGCGCGUGCUGUCGCCCCUUCGCCCCGACAACACGACCUUUGUGGAGGGCGGGAUUCCGGCGGCUAAGGCAGCGGCGUUCAUGGCUCAGAUCGCCAAGUGCGGGGUAACACAACCUUGGAGCUUCUCCCCACCUCCACCUGUAGCCCCUCCAUCCUCUCCCCCUCCAAAUCCCCCCCCUCAACCCCCCCCAUCCCCUCCACCAACCCCUCCCCCCUCACCACCUUCCUCCCCUCCACCAACCCCUCCCCCCUCACCACCUUCCUCCCCUCCACCAACCCCUCCCCCCUCACCACCUUCCUCCCCUCCACCAACACCCCCACCUUCUCCACCUUCGCUCCCCUCUCCCCCCCCUCCCGUGUAAGGGAUACUCGUGAUGGGACAACAAGAAUAGCAUGUAUGGUGUGGAUAGUAAAGAGGAUGCUUUGAUGUUGGAAAUGGCUACUUCGGGUUGGACAUUUGGUGUGGCAGUUGGGAGGUGGAUGUGCACCGAUAGUGCACUGGUGAAUAAUCCUGUAUCGUUGACUUGGUUUGGUUGUGCAGCCGAGACGCUGUGCAACAUUUUGAUGUCAGAUGAUUUGCAUAACUUGAGAUGAUGUGGCUGAAUGUUUAAAACCCAGGUCCCAAAUUAGUCACGCAUGUCAAUCUUAAAGCUGAGUAAUGAAAUGAUUAGAGAUCA
Molecule: messenger RNA, 3171 nt
Organism: Closterium sp. NIES-67
Lineage: Eukaryota; Viridiplantae; Streptophyta; Zygnematophyceae; Desmidiales; Closteriaceae
Source: the annotation of a GenBank genome assembly